Molecule: messenger RNA, 2572 nt
Organism: Canariomyces notabilis
Lineage: Eukaryota; Fungi; Ascomycota; Sordariomycetes; Sordariales; Chaetomiaceae
Product: long-chain fatty alcohol dehydrogenase
Exons: 5
Coding region: 12-2264 (750 amino acids)
Molecular function (GO): long-chain-alcohol oxidase activity; flavin adenine dinucleotide binding
Source: RefSeq, a predicted model, not a curated record
CCGAGACGACAAUGACAAGUCCCGACGACGCCACCACUCGCAGGGCACCGACGCCAGUCAACAUCCCAGAGAUUCCGGGAUUUCUCAAUGAUGGCCAAUGGAAGGUGCUCAUGGCUCUCAUGGACACGGUAGUCCCAGCAAUCCGCGUCCAGGAUCCAUCCCAAAUUCACGAGCAUCGUGACACUUCGGUCAUCUACCUCUCCAACAGCGAGUACUCCGACACGAUCGCCGCUCUCCGCAAAGCCGCUUGGCCUCUCAACCACUCUUCCGACAUCCUCGAUGCUUACCUCGCCGAGCGGCCUUCCAACAACCCAUUCUUCAGUCAAACCCUCCGACUCAUCCUCUCCAAUCUCCCGCCCAAGAAACAGCGUGAGCUGCGCUACCUUCUCUCUUUUCUCAGCACCCGAGCCGGCUCGCUGCUGCUCACCUCGCGCAGCACGCCGCUUCCCUCGCUCCCGGCCGUAGAGCGCCUUGAAGUCCUUCACGCGUGGCAGUCCUCAUCCCUGUGGACGUUCCGCGCCCUCUUCAAGAGCAUCACCACCCUCUGCAAGCUAGCCUUUAUCCGCAGCAGCGUCACCCUCUUCCCGCUCACGGGCUUUCCGCCGGUCCCCGCCGGGUGGACCGCAAACGCCGGGUUCAGCUACCCGUAUGAAUUUCUGCAGUUCCGCCCCUCUCCGGCGGGGACAGCUGGAAAGAAAGUCCCCGUAGAGGUUGCCGCCGACGUCGUCAUCGUCGGGUCCGGGUGCGGGGCCGGGGUGGUAGCGAACCGGCUUGCCAACGAGUUCGGACCGGCAAUGAAGAUCCUGGUAUUGGAGAAGGGGCGGCACUUUGACGCGAGUCAUUUCCCACUAUCGCAGGCUGCCGGCCUCGCCAGCCUCUUUGAGAACGGCGGGGUGAUUGAGUCGGACGACGGGUCGAUCACGGUCACGGCCGGCGCAACCCUUGGCGGCGGCGGCACCGUCAAUUGGAGUGCCGGCCUGCAGACACAGGAUUUUGUGAGGCGGGAGUGGGCAAGGAGCGCCGGUCUGGGGUUUUUCGAGAGCGAGGAUUUCCAGAGGUGCUUGAAUCGCGUCUGCGAGAAGAUGGGCUGCUCAGCGGACAAGGUUAGACCGAAUCAUGCGAAUCGCGUGUUGCUGGAGGGAGCCAAGAAGUUAGGGUACACGGCUAAGAAGGUGCCGCAGAAUUGCGGCAAUAAGGAGCAUGACUGUGGGUAUUGUACGCUAGGAUGCUGGAGGGGAGAGAAGCUGGGGCCAGUGAAUGGCUGGUUUCCUGAGGCGGCAGAGAAGGGGGUCAAGUUUGUCCAGGGUAUGAAGGUUGAGAGGGUACUGCUUGAGCAGAGAAAGGGCAAGAAGGUGGUCAAGGGAGUCAUAGGUACCUGGACGGCCGGGGAUGGGAGUGAAACGGUUCAGGUGAUUGUCAAGGCAAAGAAGGUCGUUGUCAGCUGCGGGACGCUGUGGAGUCCCAUUGUACUGCUCAAUAGCGGCAUCAAGAACCCCCAGGUCGGUAGAAACUUGUAUCUGCAUCCCACAAACUUUGUGUCAGGAGUAUUUGACGAUGAUGUCCGGCCAUGGGAGGGCGGUAGUCUCACCUCAGUCGUCAGCGACUUUGAGAACCUCGACGGCAGAGGCCACGGCGUCAAGCUCGAAGCCAUGUCCAUGAUGCCAUCUCUCUCACUCCCCUUCCUUAACUGGUCCUCCGGCGCCGACUUCAAAGUUCUCGCUGCCUCGUACCGCCACCUCAACACAUUUAUCGCCAUUUGCCGCGACCGCGACACAGGCUACGUAUACCGUGACGCCAGCACUGGUAAACCGCGCGUGUCGUAUACCCCCUCCGACUUCGAUCGUGCCCACAACCUCCGCGGCAUGCUCGAGCUCUCCAAGAUCUUGUACGCCCACGGCGCACGCGAAAUCCAUCCAUCCGUGCCUGAAAUCAAGCCCUUCAUCCGCAGGGAAGACAAUGACACCGGGCCUUCCUUCGACCAGUGGCUCGCCAACCUACAAUCGCACGGCAACAAGCCACCGCUCACCCCCUUUGCCUCGGCACACCAGAUGGGCACGUGCCGGAUGAGUGCGAAGCCAAAGGAUGGCGUGGUAGAUCCCCAGGGGAGAGUUUGGGGAAUAGAGGGGCUUUACGUGGCGGAUGCGAGUGUCUUCCCCAGCGCGAGUGGGGUAAACCCAAUGGUCACAGUCAUGGCGAUUGCGGAUUGGAUUGCGCAAGGGAUAUGUGAAGAUUUGAAGAGGGAGGGGCCGCAGGCGAGGUUGUAAGGGGAGGUCGGGGAGUCGGGGGAGAGAGAGUGUUUCACCUCCACCAUGAGAGUUUGCCAGAUUUAUUGUAAGAGGCCAUGUCGGCUGUCAGGGAGCUAUGAGUACAAGGCCACAAAAGCCGGUCAAGCUCUACCUUGCCUGACUGGAAGCUUUGAUGUCGUCUAAUGAUAUUGUAAGGGGUUGGGGGUUUAAGCGUCUCUUAGGUGGCGUUGGAGCGGAUCGGAUGCUGCACCAUACUGAACCUACCAUAAUGCGGGAUGUGGUAGACUACUACUAGUAGCGUUGCCUUCCAGCGAGGAACUUUGGAA